This is a messenger RNA of Anneissia japonica, 804 nucleotides long. RefSeq lists its product as uncharacterized. The record is from RefSeq and is a predicted model, not a curated record. The transcript has 6 exons. Bases 31 to 804 code for a protein of 257 amino acids. Lineage: Eukaryota; Metazoa; Echinodermata; Crinoidea; Comatulida; Comatulidae.
GAAGCGUUGUACGUACCACCAGUUGUCUACAUGAAUUUGCGGAGACCUACAAGCAUAAUUAUGGUUCGGCCGUCGCAUGCAUUGGUAUAUUUUAAACAAGAACGUGAAUAUGAUAUAGUGGCGGUAGCAGAUAUUAAAAAAUUUAAACCUAAGAAUUUGAGCGACUUAAAAAAAAACAAGGUGUAUGCUGUCAAGUGGGGCAAUAGGCCUAAUUCUAAAAAUGGUCAGACUCAGACUCAGUGUUAUGAAGCGUUUAUUUUGCAGUUGGCUGAAUCUGAGGAUGUGUUGCAACAAGAUAUACUGACGUCAGAUGCUCGUCUGAGGAUUCCUAAUGUCACUAUAUCAGAGCCUUUAACUGAAACAAAGGAUGAGAGUACUAGCAUAGAGGUUGCUCAAAAGCAGUUAGUUGCAAAUGAAAAGAAACAGAAAUCUGAAAAGCAAGUAGCAGCAAGCAAGCAUAUCCAAUUUUUGAAGUUAAUUUGGAUUCUUCAUCGGAUGAGGAGUACACAUUUGGUGGGAGUAACAGCAUUGAAAGAUGGGCCUUAUAGCCUGGCUACUGAUGGUAGUAAUGAUUAUUGUGAUACAAAACUUUAUCCUGUUCUAUGUCCUCCUCAUAACCAGGUGGAAGAUAGGCUAAAUUCACUGGAGUCAUGCCAAAAAUGCAAUGGCCCAACCAUCUAUUGCCAGUGGACUAGCGUGAAGUGUGAAGACCCAGGUGCUUCUAGUGAAGAAGCUAAAGACGUAGUGUAUAGCCCUGGUAUGGGAGAACAGACUGAAGAUCAGGAGACAGAAAAAGGUGAAUGA